This is a messenger RNA of Paralichthys olivaceus (Japanese flounder), 399 nucleotides long. It is a transcript of the gene coxfa4l3, whose product is annotated as chromosome 1 C15orf48 homolog. NCBI's taxonomy places the organism in Eukaryota, Metazoa, Chordata, Actinopteri, Pleuronectiformes, Paralichthyidae. The record is from RefSeq and is a predicted model, not a curated record.
GCCUUUCACCUCGUACUGCCCAUCAUCCUGCCUACAUCAGGCCGGCUCACAGGAUGCUGCGCUGAGAGGCGUCACGAACUUCUCUGCAACAACAACAGGUGUUUGAAAAAAAUUAUAAAAAUGACUGGAUUCUUCCAAAUGUUGAGAAAGAGAAAGGAGCUGAUCCCUCUGAUUGGGUUCAUGGCGUUUGCUGCAACAGGAGCCACCUCUGCUGCGCUCUACUUUCUCUUCACUAAAACUGAUGUCAUUUUGAAUAAGACCAACAACCCAGAACCAUGGGAGAGAGUGGACCCAUCAAAAUCCCAAAAGAUCAUCACCAUCAAUCAGAAGUGGAAACCGGUGGAGGAGCUGGAGCUGGUGAGGAAACUCACAAAGUAAAAAAAAAAAAAAAAAAAAAAA